AUGAGUCUUAUUGGUGAAUUAACUUACUUUCUUGGUUUCCAAGUCAAACAAAUGGAUGACACUAUCUUUAUCUCUCAAAGAAAGUAUGCUAAGAGUAUAGUAAAGAAGUUUGGCAUGGAAAAUGCUAGUCAUAAAAGGACACAUGCCCCAACCCACUUGAAGUUGACUAAAGAUGAAAAAGGUGUAAAUGUGGAUCAAAAUCUGUACAGGAGUAUGAUUGGUAGUUUGUUGUAUCUUACAGCUAGCAAACCUGACAUUACAUUUUUUGUAGGAGUUUGUGCAAGGUAUCAGUCUGAACCAAAAAUGAGUCAUAUUACUCAAGUGAAAAGGAUUUUGAAAUACAUCAAUGGGACUAGUGACUAUGGAAUAUUGUAUUCUCAUAAUGAAAAUUCCUUGCUUAUAGGAUACCGUGAUGCAGAUUGGGCAAGUCGUGCUGAUGAUAGAAAGAGCAUUUCUUGA
Lathyrus oleraceus (garden pea) is the source of this 459-nucleotide messenger RNA. RefSeq lists its product as uncharacterized. The transcript has a single exon. Bases 1 to 459 code for a protein of 152 amino acids. Lineage: Eukaryota; Viridiplantae; Streptophyta; Magnoliopsida; Fabales; Fabaceae. The record is from RefSeq and is a predicted model, not a curated record.